Messenger RNA from Schizophyllum commune H4-8, 1254 nucleotides. Its product is annotated as ClpP/crotonase. The transcript has 10 exons. The coding region runs from base 238 to 1071 and encodes 277 amino acids. The record is from RefSeq and is a predicted model, not a curated record. Gene Ontology annotation, cellular component: peroxisomal matrix. Lineage: Eukaryota; Fungi; Basidiomycota; Agaricomycetes; Agaricales; Schizophyllaceae. Gene Ontology annotation, biological process: fatty acid beta-oxidation.
CGACAUAGCCGGUAUGGUCCCCUGGGUGAAUUCCUCACUUCUACGUUGGCUAGUGCAGUCACCAGAGAGCAUAUAUAGGUGCUGAACCUCUUUGCUGCAUCCCACUCCUACCCGCGCAUCCGGCCUCCUGCUUUUGUUGCCAACUCUCGUUUUCUGGGCGGCAGGACGGAACGACACGCCCACAACGCAGCCUUCAGAUCCAGUCGAACUUGUUCGCGACAACGCUCGUUCUGUACGAUGUCCUCUGCUCCUGAAGGCGUUCGUGUCGAGGUGCACGGCCCUAUCGCGACCAUCACGCUGAACCGGCCUGCCUCACUCAAUGCGCUUCAGCCUGAAGACUACGAUCUCUUCGCCACCAGCUUGCGCGAGAUCGACGCGCGCGAGGAUGUGCUGGUGACGGUGUGGCAGGCUACGGGCAACUACUUCUGCACUGGGACGAACUUCAAACGCGAGCGGCCAUGGGACGCCUCUGUCUACGCGGACACCCCAAACAGCGUUCGCCAGAAUCUGCUGAAGGGAGUAGCGGCCACGACGCUCGACUGCUCGCAGGCCCUCUACAAGCAUAGCAAGAUACUCGUUGCGGCUGUCAACGGACCGGUUAUGGGCAUCGCGGCAGCCAUGCUUGGUCACUUCGACUUCAUCUACGCGCUUCCAAAUGCGUGGCUGUCUGUGCCAUUCACUUUCCUCGGAAUCAUCGCCGAAGCUGGCUCGAGCAUUACGUUUGCCAACAGGAUGGGCGUCGCGAAGGCGAAUGAGGUGCUCCUCUGGGGCAGGAAGAAGGGCGCUGACGAGCUGCUUACGUGCGGGUUCUACAACGAGAUCUUCCCCCCUCAAAGCACCGAAGAAUUCCACGCUUCUGUCCGCAAGAGGAUCGAGUUCGAGCUCGACGGCCUGGACCGCACCGCACUCCUUGGGGUCAAGCGCUUGCUCAAGGACGCCCAGAACGAGAAGAACAACUUUGAUGCAGCGAACAUGCGGGAGGCUUAUGCUCAAGCAGAGCGAUUUGCGAGUGGGACACCCACUGCGCGGUUUGAGAUGAUUGCCAAGAAGGAACUACGACACAAGCUAUGAUUUGGGCGGAGGAGCGUAUAGUUUAUUCUGGAUCGUUCGUCGAAAUUCAAGUUCACGUUGGGGCGUUCGCCGAGCUGCUGUGGAUUAGCCUGACACAUGGUGGCGGGGAUUUAGGCUAACUCUGAAGCUGUACUUCCACCACCAUUCGCCUGUAAGUAGACCACCAUCUGCCCAAGCUCUGCC